Molecule: messenger RNA, 4479 nt
Organism: Phalacrocorax carbo (great cormorant)
Lineage: Eukaryota; Metazoa; Chordata; Aves; Suliformes; Phalacrocoracidae
Source: RefSeq, a predicted model, not a curated record
GCCCCCCGGCCCCGCGGGUGCUCGCCACGGGGGGCGGGCGGCGCGCCCGCUGCCGCCGCGCCGCAAAGUUGCCGCCGCUUCAUUGGUGUCCCUCAAUCCCUCGCCCUCGAGCCGUGAGUUUUCUGCAUAAAAUACAUUAACGAGCCCUUUCAUUUGCUUGUUCCUUCAGGGUCGCGUGUUAGUUUUGUUGGAGGGGGGUGCAGGCUCUUUAUUACUCGGUGAGAGAGCUGGCAGAUGUCCCAAGUGGGAGAACCUCUUCCUCCGGGGCCUGAAGGGCCAGAGCAAGCUCCGACUGAAAACAGCUCUUUGAUCUCUCUCCCUCGAGAAAUUCCUAUGUAGAAAAUGAAAACAAAAACAAAAAAAAAAAAAAAAAGAAGAAAAAGAAAAAAAAAAAGAUGCACUGAUGUCAGCACCGGAUCUCAGUGCUUGAAAAACUGCAGUCAUUCAGAGGCAGAUGCCGAAAAAACUGACCAAGAGAAUAUUGCGGCAGGAGAUAAAGACAUAAAACAGCCUUCCAGUAACCAAAGUAUACAACCAGAGAUACAAGACCAGUCCGUCUGGGGAAAUUGCACUGAUGGUGACCUCAUCAGAACACAACCUCAACGUUUGCCUCAGCCAAAUACUUCAGCACUGGAAAGGUGUGAGGAAGAAAGUGGCAAAAUCCAAAAUGGCCACGCGGGUCUGAGUAAUGGAAGUGGAAUUCACAGUGGCGUUAAGCAUGCACCUGCAGACAACAGAAAACUUUCGGCUCCUGUUUCAGAAAAAAUGCAUAGAAAAAUUCAGUCCACCUUGUCUGUCAACAGCAACAGCAGCAAGAAGAGUAAAAUAAGCUCUGCGUUUUCUCAAAAGCCAGGUACUUCACCUGAAGAUUGCUGUGUUCACUGUAUCCUGGCUUGCUUGUUCUGUGAAUUUCUCACCCUCUGUAACAUUGUUCUGGGACAAGCAUCCUGUGGCAUCUGCACGUCGGAGGCCUGCUGCUGUUGCUGUGGGGACGAGAUGGGGGAUGACUGUAACUGCCCGUGUGAUAUGGACUGUGGCAUAAUGGACGCAUGUUGUGAAUCUUCAGAUUGCUUGGAGAUCUGCAUGGAAUGCUGUGGGAUCUGCUUCCCAUCAUGAAAUAUUUAUCCCUUUUUAUUUUAUUCUCUGUAAAACUGGAGAGCUUUUCUUUAAAUACAUUUGAAGAAAGACAAGGUAAGGUUUUCACACAAACAACUGGUAUUGCACUGUUAAUACCCUAUAUAUAAAUAUUUUUUUUAAAAGCAAUCCUCAAAUCUGUAUUCUAACACAAAUUGUAUAGUUUUGUAUGUGAAACUCAAGCUACAUUCCAGCUUCCUUUUGGCUUUGCAAAUGGAAGACUUUAUUGAAACCGAAUUAUAGGCCUGGAUACCACAGGCUGUAAGAAGGCGAAAUUGCCAUUCAACUUGAGUGACAGGUUUUGGUCAGAGAAAAGACUACAGGGCAAAGCCUUAAGUGUUUGCCUUUACCUACUUUAAUGUUUAAGUGUUCAAAUGCCUCCAUGCAUAACACGCCUUUACAGGCAUUCUGAAAAGCAAAAUGUCUUUAUUUCAAUCUCUUUGGGUCGAAAGCAACUUUGCUCUGUUAUUUUAAACUUAAUUCAAAAGUCAGCAUCAGGAACCUGGUGUUUUUGCUACAGUGGUCACAUUGGCAAUAUUUGGUUUUUUUUGAAUGUCUCAUUGGUUUGUGAGAGAUGCCUAGUAUUUUCCCUUGUCAAUAUUGAUAGUACCGGAAGAUCUGGCAAACUAAAGUCAAUGUAAGUUUUGCCAUGGACUAGAGUACCAAGAUUUUGUUGUUAUCAAUCAAGACAGAAUAGAGAAUUUAUAUUUUACUUCAGUACUAAUAUUACUUGAAAUGCUUCUUUUUAGAAAGCGACUUUGGAAAUCUGCGUAGACAUGAAAUGUAUCCUUAAACUAACAGACUAAUAAUAGACUAACAAAUCUUAAAAAUUUGGCUGUAAAAGGGAAAUUAUCAGAAGUUAACUCAAGAAUCUAAACCUGUACAUCAGUGACUUUGUUAGUGUUUGUGGCUUUACAGCCAGUAUCACAUGACUUAGUAUUUAUUUCUUCACUGUGUGAGAAAGAUCCACAGAGGAUGGCAGAAUUUGAACAGGGUAUAAAGACCAAAUUAAAACUGACUUGCGUUCAAUGACAAAAUUCCUUGAUCAAAAAGCAAAUGCAAAAAUGUUUAUUCUCUGAUUUUAAGUGUUAUUUUAAAAUAACUGUGUAAAAAAGGGACAUUUAAAAAGUGUAUGGUAUCCUUUAAAAAAUAAAAGGAAUAUGAUUUUAAAUGUUUGAAAAGUAUGGUUAGGAUCCAGUGGGCAACUUUCCCUAUUAGACAGUUAAGGUUUUCUGAGAAAUAUCUUUGUCAUUGUAAUUGUGAAAAGAAUUUGGUCCAGCACUUAGAGGUUUAUGGCGUUCCCAGUUUUAGGGAAUAAUGCUACCCGUUUUCUUUACCAUCUGCUAUUUUCUCCCAUCCAUGUCUGUAGCCCAUGAACUUUUCAGUGUAAACCACCUAUACAUCUUGAUCUCACAUACUUAAACUUUGCUGUUUAGACUCCAGAUUUCUCAUUUAUAGAUUGUUGAAUCUUGUAAAUUUAGGCCUUGCUACAAGAGUCAUCGGUAGCCAAUAGCACAUUUCUAUUGAGUGAAUUGACCAUAAAUGUCUCUUUCCACUGUAGUGAAUUCAGUUUAUGCAAAUGUGACAAGCUAAAGAUCACAGGAGUGUGAAGCUAAGUCAACAAAUGGUCUGAUAUUAACCAAAGCUUCUCCCUGUGAACACUGAUUAGUAGUGCCUACUACUGCAAGUUAUCACUGAAGGUAACAUAGCCAAAUCCUCAACUAUACUAGGGAGCUGGGAGGUGUUACGUUUUCCCUUAACAUCUGCAAUAUUGUGGUGUAUUCUGAUGCAAUGCAGAUUUACUCAGAGGGUUUCUUACCUGGUUUUUGAUAGCUACUACAAGAAUUGAUUCUUAGCGUGGUUUUUUUUCCAUAUAUUGGGCCAGAUUCAGAUGUGUUGCAUAAAUGAAGUGCAUUUCCAUUAAUGUCAGAAUAUUCCAUUGGUUUAGCUCCAGCUAGAGAGCACAAAGAUAUUAUGGUAAUAGGCAGGCUAAUAAGGAAUCAUGUAGUUAAACUGAUAAAUUCCCUAAGCUCAGAAUCAGGCCCAUGGGGCUCAAUUAUGACUCCUAAAAGUCUGAACCACAUUGGGAAGGGGGAAGAGAUGCCUUGGUUGAGUGGCAGUGCCUGGAGGCAUUUUGCCUUUGUAAGGCAUAAUGCCUCUGGGGAAAUUGGGGGCAUCACAGUGAGCACUGGGACUCGAUGCACCUUGGAAACAUGUAGACAGUGCUUUGCCCAUUGUAGGUCUAUGGUUGACACCGUGGUGGUGGUGACAUGCUCUCUGGGGCUAGGCAGCACCAUUACCUGUCCUUCCUUAUGUCCUGGUCACGGAGAGGUGAAUUAUGGAUGUUUCUUGUCUGAUUGUCAUUCUGGGGACAGUGCAGAGGACUUUCCAGUCUCCUGUCCUGCCCGAUAUCUGUGCCCUGCUGGAGCAGUUCCAGUUUUGUGCUUGGAAAACUGCACGUUUGCAUAUCAAGCUUUUAGUGAAUACUGGAUGUUAGUAAAAAUUACUUUUACCACAGGAUGGUACAGGUUGGGUUUGUUGGUUGUUUUUUUUUUUUUUUUUUUAAUCAAUCUAGGGAGUCCCUUCUCUGUGUAAAAGUUUAUUUAUACAGUUUGCUCUGCACAAACCUUUGUUUCUGCUUACGGGAACUGAGAUUAUUUUUUUUUUUGUUGAUUGGAAUUAUGAAAACCUGGGAAGUGUAUUUACUAUUAAUCAUUUACUUCCAGUACUUUUAAAAUACAAAUACUAAUACAGGAACUCUGUUCAUACAUAUAUGCAUAUGUGUACAGACUCUCUCACAUGCACACACAUAUGCAGACAUAUUCUUUUCCCACUUCAUUUGUGAAAUACUAGGAAGUGAAAAUAGUGUUUAUUAACCCUCAUAGUGAUUAGAAGUAUCAAAGUAUUACCAACAAUGGAAAAAAAUUGUGUGAUUUGUUUGACAUUUAAAUGUAAUCUGCUACUAUUUGUCAUAGAGAUAUUAGCACUUCUGUAAAAUGUAUCUUUGUAGCAGAGAAUAUUAGUGUGUAGUUUAAGGAAUUCCUUUCUAUAUUUAUAUUUAAAUUCUGUUUUGUAAUUUUCACUCUAUAGGCAAUCUAUAAGCACCUUGUGUAAUUAAAACAAGCAGAAUUAGGAGGAGACAAAUGUGAAAAUAUAAAUAAAAUUGAAACAUCAGAACGUAACUGUCUAUUUUAUAAUAGUUCUUGUGAACUUGUACAGUGUUUCAGGAUAUAGUUCUGCAAAGUGUUCCAAUUGAAAAAAUGGUUAACUUGCUAUUUGUAUUUUGUAUCAACUGGAUGUGCUCUUCUCAAACACUAUUUUGAAAUAAAGAUCUUUAUUUUGAAA